This is a messenger RNA of Astyanax mexicanus (Mexican tetra), 6292 nucleotides long. RefSeq names its product ADAM metallopeptidase with thrombospondin type 1 motif, 13 (gene adamts13). Gene Ontology annotation, cellular component: extracellular matrix. The coding region runs from base 198 to 4850 and encodes 1550 amino acids. Gene Ontology annotation, biological process: proteolysis; extracellular matrix organization. NCBI's taxonomy places the organism in Eukaryota, Metazoa, Chordata, Actinopteri, Characiformes, Acestrorhamphidae. Gene Ontology annotation, molecular function: metalloendopeptidase activity. The record is from RefSeq and is a predicted model, not a curated record. The transcript has 31 exons.
CUCAGUAAUCAGACUGAGUUUGCCUGCAGAUUUGUGCGACCCCUGGCCAGUUUGGAUACUUUGCUUCACUUAGUGCUGGCCAGGAUUUAGUCGUAAGCUGUGAUCUAAGAUUUGGCGUACUCCAAAACUGUGGGAUGCCAUAGCUAACCAUCCUUAUCAGGAACCUUGCAUUGCUGAUCCAAAAGUUUUGCAAAAAGAUGGCAGGGCUUGUGUCACUCUUUCUAGCUUCAGUCCUGGUGGACACAGUUCUGUUGACAUCUGAGUUUUCCCUGGAAAAGGACUUUUUACAGUCACUUCAACAUCAAGAUCUGUUAUAUUACUUUAAUACAAAUUCAAUGACAUCAGUGCCUGAUCUGCAGCUGGUGUGGGUAAACUGCUCCAGCAGAAGGCCCUGGCAGUGCUCUUUUCAAGCGCAGGGUGAACAGUUUCAGCUGGGCCAGCUAACCAAGGAUCAGCUGUUUUUCUGUCCCUCUAGCCUGGAGUUCACUGUUAAUUCAACACUCAGUAUAAUAAAGAGAAGGGAAAAUACCUGUUGUGAGCGACUUUACCUGCAGAAACCAGAAAACACUCAAACUCUUCUCUCUGUGUGCCACGGAAAGCUUCAAGGCCUACUUCUAUUCCAGCCAGGAAAGAGAAAGAUGUCCAUACAGCCUUUGCUCCAAAAACAUUCAGACCACUUAAGAAACAGUGUGGACCACAUCGCAGGAGUGCCACAUCUGAUGCUGACCCAUCCCUCACCUGUGGUGAAGACACACCUCAAACAGUCACAGAGUCAUCAUCGCAUACAGAGGUCAUUUCUGGGAACAGAAGUGAGUCAUUUAGAACUGCUGGUGGUGGUCGGUCCUGACGUCCAUGAUGUUCACAAGCAGGACACUGAGAGAUACAUCCUCACCAACCUGAAUAUUGCUUCAGAGUUGUUGAGAGACGUCACUCUGGGGGCAAACAUGAGAGUUCAUCUGGUCCGUAUGAUUAUUCUCACUGAGGCAGAGCCAGAGAUUCAGAUUUCUGACAACAUCACCUCUUCUCUAAGAAGUGUGUGCGAAUGGGGUCAUAAGGUCAACCCCUCAAAUGACACUGACCCUCUGCAUGCGGACUUGCUCCUGUAUAUCACCAGGUUUGACCUGGUGCUGCCCAGUGGGAAUAAACUAGUGAGAGGUGUGACGCAGCUGGGCGGAGUCUGUUCCAGCCAAUGGAAUUGUGUCAUUACAGAAGAUACAGGCUUUGAUCUGGGAAUCACAAUAGCACACGAGAUCGGACACAGUUUUGGCAUAAACCACGAUAGUAUAGCUAACACAUGCAGUGGGAGUGGGUUUAUAAUGGCAUCUGAUGGCGGUUACAACAGUGUGGAUCUCACCUGGUCCCAGUGCAGCAGAAGCCAGCUUCUUGAUUUCUACAGUGCAGGCAAGGCAGAGUGUGUGAAGGAUGUUCCGGUGGUGGGAGGUUCUCAACAGCAGUGGAGGCCUGGGCUGUAUUAUGGGGUGGACGAUCAAUGUCGCAUUGCGUUCGGAAGAACAGCCACUGCCUGCUCUUUUAAUAGCAAUGACAUGGCCACAUGUCGGGUUCUGUCCUGCCACAUCAUCCCUGGUGAUCGCAGCUCCUGUACCCGACUACUUGUGCCACUGCUGGAUGGUACUGAAUGUGGUCCAAACAAGUGGUGUUUGAAAGGCCGCUGUGUAUCUCCAUCCAAGCUGAGCUCUUCUAUGGUAGUUCAUGGCUCCUGGUCGUCUUGGUAUGAUUUUUCCCCCUGUUCACGUACCUGUGGAGGGGGCAUCACAUUUCGCAAGAGAGAGUGUAACAACCCCAGGCCAGCGUUUGGGGGGAGAGAGUGUGAGGGAGAUGGCAUAGAAGCUGAACUUUGUCACCGCCAGUCGUGUGAGAGUACCCAGUUUGAGUUUAUGGCCCAGCAGUGCUCAGAUACAGAUCAUCAGCCUCUCUUGGUGUCUCCACAUUCAGACACAGUCUACUCCUGGAUACCUGCAGUUGGUUUCAGCUCAGGUGAUGCUCAGUGUAAGCUUGUAUGUCGGUCUCGUGAGCAGGAGUUCAUGGUGAGUCGAGGUUCUCAGUUUAUCGAUGGGACGCGGUGUGAAGCAGAUGACCCUGUACCUACCGGCAUGGUCACUGCCUGCCUUAGGGGAAAGUGCCAGGAGUUUGGUUGUGAUGGGGUGUUGCAUUCUAGGAAAGUGGAAGACCUGUGUGGAGUAUGUGGAGGAAAUAGCUCCACCUGCCAGUUAAUCUCUGGCUCCUACACAGGUGGAGAGGCACAAGAGUAUGUGACCUUCCUUAUUCUGCCAGUGAAUGCCUCGCAAGUACAUGUGAUUAACUGGAAGCCAGUUUUCACACAUCUGGCGGUGCUGGUGAACGGAGAAUAUAUUGUGUCUGGACAUGGAGACAUAGCGUUAAACACCACCCACCCCUCCCCUCUGGAGGAGAGUCAUAUGAUUUAUCUUCUUUACCUCACAUCUGACCUUUUACCACAGACAGAGGAGCUAACUCUGUCUGGACCAAUCACAGACAAAAUCCACAUACAGGUAUAUCGGAAAUAUGGAAAGGAAUAUGGAGAUGUCACAAGUCCAAACAUCACAUACCAAUACUACAUGCGUGAUAAUAUCCCGAUGAAGAAGGGCGCUGAGGGCCAGUGGUCCACCAUCAUUUCACCCUGCUCUGUUACGUGUGGCACAGGAAUUCAGAAGGUCACUCAGGAGUGUGUUGACAUGAACACCCAGGAACAUCUAGAGGAGCAGCUCUGUGGCUCAAGUCCUCCAAGCCCAACUCGUCUGCAGCCCUGCUAUUUACCUGACUGCCCAGCCAGCUGGGUGCUUGGUGAGUUUGGUCCCUGCAGCACCCCCUGUGGUUCUGGAGAGUGGGUGCGCUCUGUGGCCUGUCUGCAGAAACAAGGAACAGAAACAGUCACGCUGCCGGAUUCUGAAUGCUCUCAGAUCAAACCUCCAGUAACUGAAACCUGUAACACCCACCUGUGCCCCGCCAGAUGGCAAGUCUCGGAGCCUGGUGAGUGUUCUGCUGUGUGUGGCCCAGGUGAGGCUCCCAGAACUGUGUUAUGCGUCCGAAACCAUCGUGGUGCUGAUGUAGAGGUGGAUGACAGCCUUUGCCCUCUUCCCAAACCCUCUGAACACGUGACCUGCGUGGUGGAUGUCUGCCCUAUCGGCUGGGAAACACAAAAACAGAACCAUGGAAGUGGGUCCCUGUCUCUGAUGCCUCGUUCCAGAAUGAAACCAGUGUACGUGUGGAGCCCUGUGAUUGGCCAUUGCACUAAGACCUGUGGGAAUGGAACGCAGCAGAUAUGGUUUUCCUGUGUGGAUCAUCAGUCACGGCUGGAUGUCCCGGAGUUCCUGUGUGAUCGCUUCAGCAAGCCUGAACUGUAUACUCAGCCCUGUGCCCAGUCGCCAUGCCCUGUUAUGUGGCGGUACAUGCAGGGAGAGUGCAGUGUGUCGUGUGGAGGUGGUGUAGCCAGGAGGGUGCUGUACUGCUCUCAACAGGAGACAGAAGCCAUGGAGGUGCUGUUAGCUGACUCUGCCUGUCUACAUGUCCCCAGACCCCUGGAGGUUGUGGUGUGUAACACUGAGGCCUGUCCAACAAGGUGGCAAGCAGGAGAACAAGGUUCAUGUUCAGUGUCCUGUGGUCUCGGUGUGGCACUGAGAAGGGUUUGGUGUUCGCAGUUCAAUGGAGGGGUGGAGACAGAGGUGGAAGAAGAGAGGUGUGAUGUAGGCAAGAAGCCUCCGCUCGAGGUGCCCUGCUUCCCCCAGGCCUGCUCCUUCCACUGGGCCAUGCAGGAGUGGAGUGAGUGUUCUGUCUCUUGUGGUGGUUACGGGAUCCAGUCGAGGACAGUGUCAUGUCGUGGCCCAUCCAGCCCUCUACCUGUGAGCCCAAUCCUCUGUGUCCAUCUGCCCAAACCAAUCACCAUCCAAGCCUGCUUUAGCUCUGACUGCUCCACACCAGUCAGCCCCACACAGGAGCUCAGCACUGUUCCUACCCAGGCACCGGUUAUCCGCAGCAGGCACAGAGCAUGGAAAAUAGACCUGGGAAAGAAGAGAAAGCCUACAACUGCUGCAGGAACUGCGAUCAGCAAACUGACCUCUGAAGUUCUACCGACAGUGCCGGUUUUGGAAAGCACAACACUGCCAACACAGCCUGCACAGCUGACACAGAGCAGCAUCUGUGGACAGCUCUUCCUCCAGGACUCGGGCACCAUCGACCUACAGAACGUUACAGAGAGAAGGUGUUUCAUCGCUAUCGGCCGUCCUCUUGAUGAAGUCAUCCAAAUCAAAAUUGAGUCCAGUUCUCUUAACUGCAGACACAGAGAGAACCUCGCUCUUUAUGAGAGGCUGUCUCUGAGGCGUUUCUGUGAGAAGAUGACGGGAAAAUUGGUAACAUCUCGUUCCAACGUACUUUUAGUGCGCCAAAGCCGCGUCAGCCCUGGUAACGGGGUACUGCUGUCCUUCAGGAGUGAGAAGAACCCAAAGAAGACCCAUCAUGAAGAUUGUGACGUCCAGCUUUUCUCUCCGUCUGGUCUGAUUGAGAAUCCCGUCAGAAAUUCAUCAUACUCGACUUUCAGCUCUCAGUCUUGUCGAGUGUUCAUCGAUGCCCCCCCUGCACUGAGGAUAAAUAUCAGAGCUCUGUCUGUGUUCAAUACGAGCUCCUCAGAUUCUACAUAUGUUCUGAUGCGGGAUGUGGACGCUGUAAAAACCACAGUCUUUAAAGGGACGCAGCUUUUCCAGUGGAGUUCUACAGGAAGCAGAGCUGAAGUGGAGUUCCACGGGGAAUACCAGCACAAGAAGGGAACGUUCAGAGCAGAGUAUUCCUAUGUGAAGCCAGAGGAAGCUAAACUCAUCUAACUUCCAUGUAAAAGCAACUCAAAAACUUGUUUAAAAGGCACAUUUGCAUGUUUAACAUCUGCUAAGCGCAAACAACAGCAUAAACACAAAGACAUACAGUAUGAAGGCCAUUGUGCACAUAUUCUAUUGUGGACCCAUAGUAAUGUUCAUUCACAAUUAGCAAUAUUAGCAUUAUCAGUUGAUGAAGUACUAUACUUCUUUAAAAUGUGGACUGUCCGAUUUAAAAAUACAAACAAAUAGAAAAACAACAGAAACCUGAUUUUAUUAUACAUUUUCACUUCAUUCACAAGAAAACUAGAAGUUUAUGGCUUUCUUUCUUCUUUCUCUAACAUCUUGUAAAAUCAUGUUCUUUGUUUAGGCUUUACAGCUUAUGUGCACUGUGUUCGAAUAUAUAUAUAUUUAUCUCAAUAAAUAUGUAGUUAUAGGUAUACAACAGGCCUUUAAAGAAGACUAAGUGCUAAAAUCUUGAGUAGAACAGAGAAACACAAAUGUGCAGUUCUACAGCAAACCUCUGCACACAAAUCAGUAAACAGAAAUAUUAAGUAUCAGCACAACAACAAAAAACACAUACUUGUAGACCGUCUCAAAUGUUCUGUUCAUGACAUUUUCCACCACUGUUCUGAAACUGUUGUGCGACAAACAUUUCAGUAAUGGUGACUUGCUCAAAGAAAUAAGGGACUGAGAGCUGUCAGUUGUAGUGCAUACACAUUGUGGCAGAUGAUCCACGCGGGAACAGUAAAUAUUACCAUCAGGCAGUGUGGGUUUUCUUCCAUAGCCUGUCUGGCUUUUACCCAGGUCUAGUCGGCCUGUUCCUUUCUCCAGGACAAAAUCUCACUCGCUGGGUUGAGGCACCUGUUCCAGGAGAGCCUUCAUGUCAAGCAGUGCAUCCGAGAGGGAUCUAGCUAGAUUGUUUGCGUUGGUUUCCUCACAGCUGUUGAAGGCCGUCACAGCAACAUUUAUGUGGUCGUCCAUUGGAUUGUAGCAGACCCCAUAACCAUCCGGCACCAUAGGCCCGAUAGACAUAACACAGUCUGUCUUUGAUCCAACCUGGCAAAGACAUCAUUGCAGUUUCUUGUAAAAUAUCACAUUAUCAAUCAUUAUCAAAAACAUAGUUGCAUUAAGAAGGAUCAAUAAAUGAUUAAAGGUCUCAUUCCAUUGUUUUUUCAUUCAUUUUAACAUGUGUAAUUGUGGUCGCUAGCAUGACUGAAUGCCAUGUGAGCUGUUUUUUGUGAAAAAAAAAAACUGCUUCAAUGAUCCAGUAUAAUUAGUCCGGUGGAGGAGGGGUGUGUGGGGGAGACGAUAGGAUUUUGGCUCUUGCUCAUGAAUAUACAUACAUACAAAGAUAUCGCCUCUGAUUGGCUAAUAGCAAUGUGACACCAGGAGGCAGCAAUAUGGGAAACAGUUAGAAACGUUUUAAAAUAAAGACAUUUUUACACUAAUAA